This is a messenger RNA of Mytilus trossulus (common blue mussel), 1263 nucleotides long. Its product is annotated as zinc finger and SCAN domain-containing protein 2-like. The transcript has a single exon. The record is from RefSeq and is a predicted model, not a curated record. The coding region runs from base 1 to 1263 and encodes 420 amino acids. NCBI's taxonomy places the organism in Eukaryota, Metazoa, Mollusca, Bivalvia, Mytilida, Mytilidae.
AUGGCCAACGAGGAACUAGCUGAGGUAUUGCUGUCUUAUAAAAAGGCAUGGUUUCCGGGAAAUAUUAAGAAAAUAUUUCAACAUCGUUAUUUUAUCCAGAGCCGUUGUGACUCUACAUCCUCAGACGAUUCAACUUUUGGCCUUAAGGAUACAGCGAUAUCGAUGUCACUGUCAAACUCACCGACCAAGGAACGUAGUACUGUGGAUUUGCCAAGCCAUUCACCAAGUAAGUCAACAACUUUCAAAAUCGAACCAUCAGAUGUAGUAGAUGAUAAUGAUGUGUUUGUUGAGUCUGCAGUUGAACAAGAAAUGACAACACAUGGUGCUCCAGAGUUUUCAAAGAUGUCAUUCACACAACAAGAACAUCAAUUAACUGUUGGAUCAGAACAUACAACUACUAAAGAACAAGUUAACCAGUGUGCGAGUUUACCAACACAUAAAUAUUCUAGGUCGAUAUUUGCCACCGACACUGAAGCAGAAGAAAGACAUGGAUUUCAACAUACACAACCUCCAUUUCCGAUUCUGCAUCAUCAUUUACCGGGUGUACUUUCACCUCAGCUCAUGCUGUCCGCAAACAUAAUACCGUUCCCCUCAAUUCAAGAAGGAUGCCAUAUGUUUUUCGACUUUGACAAGUCUAGACUAUUGGCUGGUUUCAUUCCAGACCAAGAUAUGUCUACGCCGAGUCCUGUCAUGUCGCCUGGAAUUCAUUUUAAAUGUACACCAAGAGAAAGAAUGUUCAACUCAAUGUCGGAACUGAAUGGAAUCUCAAUGCCUCCACUCGGAAGUUUUCCUAAUCAGAAGAUCAAUAUAUCUAAGAUAUCGUCUAAACUUUCAACUUUAAAACAACAUCGCGAUCAGCGCAGAGCCAUGUCCGACUCUGAUACCUACAAAUGUCCAGUGUGUAAUCAGAUGUUCCUCUCAUUUGACAGCUUAGCCAAACACAUGGCAAAACACUUGCCAACAGAGACUAUCUUACAGGGUGAAAAUACUAAAGUACACUUAUGUAAAGUUUGCAAUAAAUCUUUUUCUCGUCGCGACAUGUUGACAAGACACAUGCGAUUGCAUACAGGCAUUAAACCUUAUGAAUGCAGUGAGUGUGGACAAGUGUUUAGUCGUAGUGAUCAUUUAAACACACAUAAACGCACUCAUACCGGUGAAAAGCCUUAUAGGUGUCCGUUAUGUCCGUAUGCUGCAUGUAGACGCGAUAUGGUUACUCGUCAUAUGAAAACACAUAUCAAACAGUCGAUAAAACGAAACAAAUAA